Molecule: messenger RNA, 562 nt
Organism: Paramecium octaurelia
Lineage: Eukaryota; Ciliophora; Oligohymenophorea; Peniculida; Parameciidae
Source: the annotation of a GenBank genome assembly
AUGAAAAUUCAUAACACUUGGUUUGCUUAAGCCACAUAUUUAGGAAUUCUUGGUGCUUUAGUUUUUGCUACAACAAGGUUCACAGUUCCAGAAUAUAGACUCUAUUAUAGAGUAGCCAAAGUUUAACAUCUUUGAGAAUUUUAUGAUAUCAAUUAUAAUAAUCGAACAAUAUUUUGAAUUUAUGCAGGCUCUUGUUAAAAUUAAUCAGCUUAUUUUUCUAUUUCAUAAACAUAGAGACCCUACAUAUAAUUAUUCAAGACUUUCUAAUAUAAUUAAGGAAUAUUAAUUUAAGUUCAUUAAUUUAAUUCUCAUAUUUAAAUCAAAAUCAACCGAAUAGGCUUCAUCAAAACAAGAAGAGAAUUUUCAUAAAUCUAAUUAUUAACAUUCUAAUUUAAGUAGUUCUCCUCAUUUAUAAUGUAUGUUUGGACAUUUCUUAGCUUUAAGAGCUUCAAUUGUUGAAAUAUACUAUAUAAAUUAUAUACUAAAUAAAUAAUCUUAAGUGUAAAAAGUAUUUAAACAAUUCCAACACAUAUACCUUCUAUACUAAAAUUAUAUUAUUUGA